AUGGCUUCUCCUUUCCUGAUGUUAGGAUUGUUUGCUUUAAUAACUUGUUCCAUUGUCUUUGCAUAUGAUCCUAGUCCACUCCAAGAUUUCUGCGUCAAAGAUCCCGACAGUUCGGUGCUAGUGAAUGGAUUUGCCUGCAAGGACCCCAAGCUCGUAGAGGCGAAUGACUUCUUCUACAGCGGUCUCAACAUUCGAGGAAACACAUCAAACCCCGUCGGAUCUCGUGUGACUCUUAUAAACGUGGACCUAAUUCCAGGGCUCAACACUUUGGGCGUUUCCCUGGCCCGCGUCGACUACGAUCCAUGGGGCCUAAACCCACCACACUUACAUCCCCGAGCCACCGAGGUGUUAACCCUUGUACGAGGCACUCUCCAAGUGGGUUUUGUCACUUCUAAUCCAGAAAACCGCUUGAUUACCAAGGUUCUCCAGAAGGGCGACGUGUUCGUCUUCCCAAAAGGUCUCGUUCACUUCCAGAGAAACAUUGGUCAUGGUAAUGCGCUUGCGUUUUCUGCCUUGAGCAGCCAAAAUCCAGGGAUCAAUACGGUUGCAAAUGUUGUGUUCGGAUCUGUGCCUGACAUCUCCGCUGAUAUUCUUGCCAAGGCUUUUCAAGUCGAUAAGAAUGUUGUCUUAAAUAUCCAGUCUAAGUUUUAGACACGUUUAAUCGUGUACGUCAUAGGGCUAUGCAACUGUCAUAGGUAUUUUUUUAUUUCAUUUCUAU
Messenger RNA from Morus notabilis, 718 nucleotides. RefSeq names its product putative germin-like protein 2-1. Gene Ontology annotation, molecular function: manganese ion binding. The record is from RefSeq and is a predicted model, not a curated record. Bases 1 to 651 code for a protein of 216 amino acids. The transcript is spliced from 2 exons. Gene Ontology annotation, cellular component: cell wall. NCBI's taxonomy places the organism in Eukaryota, Viridiplantae, Streptophyta, Magnoliopsida, Rosales, Moraceae.